GGGGGCGGGGCCUCUCCGGGAGGGGCGGGCCCGGGGCGCCCAGUUCCCGGGCCAGCGGUCGCGGCGGCGCCAGAGCCCGCGGAGGACGGCCGGCAGCGCGCCAGGCAUUGGAGACAUCUGCUUGCAAAGCAAACUUCUCUGCAGGACUAUGGAUGAUACUAGAACUUUACUUGAUAUUAAAGAGUGCCCUGAUCCUGAGAUUCAGAAAAACCGAGUACUAACUCUGGAAGAAUGGCAAGAAAAGUGGGUGGACCACAAAAUUUCAUUUCAUCAAGAGCAAGGACAUCAGCUAUUAAAGAAGCAUUUAGAUUCUUUUCUUAAAGGCGAGAGUGGACUGAGGGUAUUUUUUCCUCUUUGUGGAAAAGCCGUUGAGAUGAAAUGGAUGUUUGCCGACCGAGGACACCGUGUAGUUGGUGUGGAAAUCAGCGAACUUGGGAUACGGGAAUUUUUUAAAGAGCAGGAUCUUUCUUACUCAGAAGAGCCAGUCAUGGAAAUUCCUGGAGCCAAAGUAUUCAAGAGUUCUACAGGGAGCAUCGCCUUGUACUGCUGCAGCCUCUUUGACCUGCCCAGAGCAAAUAUUGGCAAAUUUGACAGGAUCUGGGAUAGAGGAGCAUUAGUUGCUGUUAACCCGAGUGAUCAUAAACGCUAUGCAGAUAUAAUGCUGUCCCUAAUGGGAAAAGGGUGUCACUACCUCUUGUGUGUCCUUUCUUACGAUCCAACUAAAUAUGCAGGUCCACCAUUCUACAUCCCAGAUUCUGAAAUUAAAAGCCUGUUUGGGUCCUUGUGCAAUAUUCACUGUCUCGAGAAGGUUGAUGCUUUUGAGGAGCGACAUAAAAGUUGGGGAAUUGACUCCAUUGUUGAAAAGUUAUACCUAUUUACAGAAAAGUAAACAGGACAUAAAUAAAAGCAAGUAAUAUUCACUUGUUUUUUGAGCUUUGGGGCAACUGAAAAUUAUGUUAUGAUGUGAAACUAUAACAGGUGACUUUCGAAAAAAAUUGCUCACAAAUCUUAUCACAGAUCUUUGCUCCAAAAUGCAUAUAACUUUUCAGAAAACCACUUCCCUCAUUAUUAGAGUAGCUGCCUUUAAAAUGGAGAGCAUGAUCAGGGGUACAAGAUUCUACCUGUGU
This is a messenger RNA of Manis pentadactyla (Chinese pangolin), 1127 nucleotides long. Its product is annotated as thiopurine S-methyltransferase-like. The record is from RefSeq and is a predicted model, not a curated record. The transcript is spliced from 2 exons. Bases 149 to 889 code for a protein of 246 amino acids. Gene Ontology annotation, molecular function: thiopurine S-methyltransferase activity. Lineage: Eukaryota; Metazoa; Chordata; Mammalia; Pholidota; Manidae.